GCCGCGAUUAUCACACCUCCUCCGCCUCCGACAAGAAGAUGGUACGGACUGAAGGGGUUACAGCUCGACUCGCUGCGGGACUUUUAAGUGCGCGCCCAUAAUGCCAUAUUACACCAGGUUGUUAUUUUUACUUUUUUGUUUGAUCCUCAUCGUGGAGUGCCGGAAACACAAAAGCAGGAAAAAGCGUUGGUCCACACCGGCGGAUGCGCACAAGCCAGGCUCCCCCCUGUCCAAGAAGGUGGUGGACGGAACCAAGACGCGCAAGGUGAAGACCGACCACCUCCUGCGCGUGGACGAUCAUGACUUCACCAUGAGACCCGCCUUUGCAGGUCCAGCCGUCCCCGUCGGAGUCGAUGUCCAGGUGGAGAGCUUGGACAGCAUCUCAGAGGUGGACAUGGACUUCACCAUGACCCUGUAUCUGAGGCACUACUGGAAGGACGAGAGGCUGGCCUUCCCGAGCGCCACCAACAAGAGCAUGACCUUCGACGGGCGCCUCGUGAAGAAGAUCUGGGUGCCCGACGUGUUCUUCGUCCACUCCAAGAGGUCUUUCAUCCACGACACCACCACCGACAACAUCAUGCUGCGGGUGUUCCCCGACGGUCACGUCCUCUACAGCCUGAGGGUUACAGUUACGGCUGCAUGCAACAUGGACUUCAGUCGGUUUCCUUUGGACUCGCAGACGUGCACGCUGGAGCUGGAGAGCUACGCUUACACCGAUGAAGACCUGAUGCUGUACUGGAAGAGCGGAGACGAGUCUCUGAGCACCGACGACAGGAUCUCUCUGUCUCAGUUCCUCAUCCAGAAGUUUCACACGACCUCCAGACUGGCUUUCUACAGCAGCACAGGCUGGUACAACCGUCUGUACAUCAACUUCACGCUGCGGCGGCACAUCUUCUUCUUCCUGCUGCAGACCUACUUCCCUGCCACGCUGAUGGUCAUGCUGUCCUGGGUGUCCUUCUGGAUCGACCGCAGGGCCGUGCCUGCCAGGGUCUCAUUAGGUAUAACCACGGUGCUCACCAUGUCCACCAUCAUCACCGGUGUCAACGCCUCCAUGCCCAGGGUCUCCUACAUCAAAGCUGUGGAUAUUUACCUCUGGGUCAGUUUCGUCUUUGUCUUCCUGUCGGUGCUCGAAUACGCUGCCGUCAACUACCUGACGACCGUGAGGGACGGCAAAGACCGGAAGCUCAGAGAAAAAGUCCGAGAUCAGUCCCAGCCGCUCCCCUGCACCUGCGGCAUGUCCCACGCCAGGACCAUGAUGCUGGACGGGACGUACAGCGAGGCGGACGCCAACAGCCUGGCGGGGUACACCCGGGCCCCCAUGGUGGCCGAGGACUCGUCGGAGAAACAGGAGCGCAUGGUGGUGCAUCUCUCCCUGGACAACGAGUCGACGGGAACCAAGAAGAAGGGCAUCCGCAGCUUCCGGAUCAUCCAGAACACCCACGCCAUCGACACCUACUCCCGCAUGAUCUUCCCCGGCGCCUACAUUUUCUUCAACCUCAUCUACUGGUCUGUUUAUUGCUGAGCUUCUCCAAUUCCCGGCGGACAAAAACGCCGGAGGUUUCAUCGAUCCAAGUUGAGAGAUAAUCGUUUCCACCCGGCGCUUCGAGGCGAAGGGACGAGUUACACGUCGUGGAUGAGUGAACAGAAGACAUCCGGCUCUUCUGGAUGCAAGACCUUCUCAUCCCCCGGCUCGCACCUCGACGCCGGACUCAUUUGCUUGUACAGAUUUCCUCCUUUCUGACAUUUUAUCACGAGCUCAACGUUGCCCCGUUUUCCCUCAACCCUCCUGACUCGAUUUCCCCAAGGUAGCAUCGUCCUCUGAAGCUUUCUAUCAUCACCAACAAGCUCAAACUCAAGCGGGCAUGGACUCGGUCGCCUCUGCCGCUGUAAACGUCAGAACUGACUGAGUCACACCGAUGAAUGUGUCCCGAGCAGGUGACUAAUGAGGCAACAUGUGAACUAAACAACCAGGCUUUCUUCCCUUAGCAACACGCAGGCUUUUGCUGACAAGGUCUGAAUUAGCGUGACAGUAAUUACUGACCCUUUGUUACUCACGGACGGCUGUUCGGUCGCAGUCAAACAGCACACAAAAACCACAAAAAGCAGGACUCUCACCGUACAUUUCCAACGGGUUUGUGCUUGAAAUACAUCACUGUUACUGAGCAAAAAAGUUCUUUAUUUAUUUACAGGCUUGAUCACUCAUUAAAUCAAUUUAUUUGGUACUUAUGACGAUUUUUUUUUCUUUUUAAGUGCACCAGUCAAUCCGUAUGGCAUCACACCUUAAGUUGGCGAGCAUGAAAGGUCACGGUUUGCAUAAAAUGGCUUGACGUUGGAUGGAAAUGUGUAUUUGACCCAGAGAGCAUGUGUGGUAAACAGAGAAGGAGAGUUUGUGCGAGCCGCUGUUAAGCUCGAUGCACACGGCAAGACGCAGAUAUGUUUCCAGCUGCAUAUUUCUUAGAAGGGAUUUAAAAAAAAAAAAAAAAAAAAAAAACAUCUGAAGCUUUAUCAGUGAUGUAACGAACCGCCUUAAGUGAACAUUUUUUUUUUUAUAAAUAUAAAUGUCACCAUGGUUUCAUGGCUGGUUUUGCUUGUUUGUUUGUUUAUUUGGAUAUCAUGAGUGACUGCAUAGUUCUGUUUUUUUUUUUUUUUUUUUUUCUAUGCAGUUUUCCAUUCAGGAUUUAAUCACAGGGGUAAGUAAUAGUUACUGAAGAGAGCCAGGGGCUAUACUUAAACUGACGAUGCUGUGAUGUGUUUUCAGCCAUCGCAAGCAGUGCUUUUGACAUUUGGACAGUUUCACUCCACCAUUCGAUAUAUUUACUCGCUAAUUGAAAAGUACGAGUCGAUACUUCACAAAAACAAAGAUGAUUCUACCCUCAAAAAGCACAGCCAUUUUGGAGCCAUCUCAAGCCGACGCAUAAAGUUUCUUGGUAACCAACAAUGUGCUUUAGUUUCAUGCCGGCAAUCAUUCGCUUAAGAGUGUCUUUUUGUUUGUUUGUUUGUUUGUUUUUCAAAUGGUGCAGAUCUCAUUUUGGAAUGAAACUCGUGUCAUCAAGUUGGAUGAAUUCCUAGUGCAAAAAAAAAAAAAAAAAAAAAGUUGGAAAAGCAACAACGACGACGACAACAAAAGCAAGAUCAUGCAGAUGUUGGUCUGACGGCUUCCAAACCGAUAUCAGGUCUAAAUGCGUCUUCACAAAAUGUUUAGAAUGUAUGCUUUCAGAGCAGAUUUCAUAAAUAAAGUCUUUCUUUCACACGUUUAAAUGAGUCCUGGUUUAUGCCGCAAUGAAAGACUCGGACAAGAACCAGUCAAAGCAUCGAGGAUAUUCCCACAGCGCCGGCGAGCUCCUCCAACCCUCAGCGACAGCCGAGGCGAAGCAGCAACUUUGCUGGAAACGCAGCCGUGAACUUCCAAGAAUAAAUACCGGACCCAAUCUUCCUGUGUGACGCACAUCCGUCCUUAAUCCAGAUUUUAGAGAGCACUCCGGCCUUAUCUAAUCCCCAAAUAUACAAAUCAUGUCAGAUUUUUUUCUUCUGUGCUACCACUUCUUAGACUGUGCAGCCAUAAAGCAACUGAUCCCAGACU
Myripristis murdjan (pinecone soldierfish) is the source of this 3580-nucleotide messenger RNA. RefSeq names its product gamma-aminobutyric acid receptor subunit rho-2-like. NCBI's taxonomy places the organism in Eukaryota, Metazoa, Chordata, Actinopteri, Holocentriformes, Holocentridae. Gene Ontology annotation, cellular component: membrane. The record is from RefSeq and is a predicted model, not a curated record. Gene Ontology annotation, biological process: monoatomic ion transmembrane transport. The transcript is spliced from 9 exons. The coding region runs from base 101 to 1522 and encodes 473 amino acids. Gene Ontology annotation, molecular function: extracellular ligand-gated monoatomic ion channel activity; GABA-A receptor activity.